CGUUGCCCAUCCCCGGCCCUUUGACGUGCUCGACGAUGCCCGCAACGAGCUCCGUCGUCAAAGACCAGCCUGCUCCCACCCCGGACCCCACCGCGGCUCGCGCUGACCCUCCGCCCACCCGGCGCUGGGACUGGCGUUCCCGCCUUGCGCAUGCGCGGCACAAGGUCUCCUCCAGGGAGGGCUGGUUGGGCGACUACAACUAUUCAUGGCUUUGCAUGCCCGUGUUACCCUUUACUCGCAGGAAGCACUCCCAACCGCCGUUCUACGCCCUCCAUGCCGAAUUGCCCCUCCUCCUCGCGAUUACGACCGGCUUCCAGCACUCCCUCGCCAUGCUUGCAGGACUCAUAACGCCCCCUAUCAUCUUCGCCAGCUCGCUGAACCUGGACGCGAACCUGAGCGCGUACAUGGUCAGCGCGUCGCUGAUUGGUUGCGGUAUCCUCAGCCUUGUGCAGAUGUCGAGGAUCCGACUGUUCAGAAACUACUACCUCGGCACCGGACUCAUCACCGUCGUCGGCACCUCAUUUGCCACCCUAUCCACCGCGACGGCGAUUUUUGAUAGCCUAUAUGCGAACGGCAAAUGCCCCUCGACGACGGCAUCCGACGGCACCGUCACUCGCGGUGCUUGUCCCGACGCGUAUGGCUACCUCCUCGGAACCGCCCUCCUUUGCUCCCUGCUCGAAAUCGGGAUGUCGUUCAUCAACCCGCGCAGGCUGCAGAAGAUCUUCCCGCCGAUCGUGACGGGUACCGUCAUCGUCCUCAUCGGCGCCAGUCUCGUCGGUAGCUCCGGCAUUCCGAAUUGGGGUGGAGGAAGCAACGACUGUAUGUCGCGGCCGACAAGCGGGAUAUUCCAACUGUGCCCGACGAUCAGUGCGCCGAGGCCACUCCCUUGGGGCUCCCCCGAGUUCAUAGGAUUGGGUUUCCUGUCCUUCGUCACGAUCAUUCUCGUCGAGCUCUUCGGCAGCCCUUUCAUGAAAAACAUUUCCAUCAUCCUUGGACUGCUCGUGGGUUGUAUCGUCGCCGGCGCAGCGGGCUACAUAGACAGCAGCAACAUUGACAGCGCCCCUGCUAUCACCUUCUUGUGGGUGCAUACCUUUAGAAUCCGCGUAUAUGCUCCCGCCAUCCUACCUAUGCUCGCGGUAUAUGUAUCUUUAGCGAUGGAAGCCAUCGGUGACAUCACUGCGUCCGCAGAGGUUUCUCGUGUAGAUGUGGAUGGACCCGAGUUCGAUACCCGCAUACAAGGCGGUGUGCUGAGCGACGGCCUUGGCGGUCUCCUCUCUGCUCUGUUCACGGUUACGCCACUCUCCAUCUUCGCUCAGAAUAACGGCGUUAUCGCCAUAACGCGAUGCGCGAACCGCACGGCGGGGCGCUGGUGCUGCGUGUUCCUCAUCCUCUUCGGAGUGCUUGGCAAGAUAUCUGGCGUUUUCUUAUCCAUCCCGAACCCCGUCCUAGGCGGUGUGACCACCUUCCUGUUCUCCUCCGUCGUGGUUUCCGGUAUCCGCGUCCUCUCGUACAACCGCUUCACCCGACGAGAUCGAUUCGUGCUCGCCGCCGCGUUCUCCUUCGGCAUCGGCGACCUACUCGUGCCCGAGGUCUUUACCCACCUCUUCGAUGGCGUCAACAACCCAAGCAGCGGUCUGCAGGGCCUGUUCGACUCGAUCACCAUCGUGUUGAGCACGCCGUUCUUGAUGGCGGGCAUCGUGGCGGCGGUACUGAACCUGAUCCUACCCGAAGAGUUUGAUUUCGGAGGGAUGAAGGAUGGCCAGCAGGACGAGGAGGCGGAAGUCGUCGACGUAGAGGCUGGCACUCACGAGAAGAAAUAGACGUGCACGCACAAUCACAAUCAAACUCCACGAUGCUAUAGUGUAUAUUUUCUCUAGCGCACCGCUACCCAUCCGAUUGUAAACAGUGAUGUCAACGCCGCGACUUCGGAUCCAAGUCAUGUUGCCGACUAUCCGCUCGACCAGUCGCGCGACUUGACUAGCUAAGCGAGCCGUGAGCAAAGUUGGGGCCUGUUGUAAUACCAAUGCUGAGGCAUGCUGCCUUGAUGCCG
Molecule: messenger RNA, 2050 nt
Organism: Punctularia strigosozonata HHB-11173 SS5
Lineage: Eukaryota; Fungi; Basidiomycota; Agaricomycetes; Corticiales; Punctulariaceae
Product: xanthine/uracil permease
Exons: 6
Coding region: 36-1820 (594 amino acids)
Biological process (GO): transmembrane transport; xanthine transport
Cellular component (GO): fungal-type vacuole; membrane
Molecular function (GO): xanthine transmembrane transporter activity
Source: RefSeq, a predicted model, not a curated record